Messenger RNA from Dermacentor andersoni, 1048 nucleotides. It is a transcript of the gene Ufc1, whose product is annotated as Ubiquitin-fold modifier conjugating enzyme 1. NCBI's taxonomy places the organism in Eukaryota, Metazoa, Arthropoda, Arachnida, Ixodida, Ixodidae. The record is from RefSeq and is a predicted model, not a curated record. Gene Ontology annotation, biological process: protein K69-linked ufmylation. Gene Ontology annotation, molecular function: UFM1 conjugating enzyme activity. Gene Ontology annotation, cellular component: cytoplasm.
UAAAAGCUUUCAAUGCUACUAAAUUACAACGUAGCAAGUAAUAGAAUGUGAUAAUGCAAGUUGUAUUCUAGCUGUCAAUUUUUCGUAAAUAGGGCAAGUACAUGUAAAGUUGUACAGUAAUGUAUGGAAUAGCUGUGGAUCAUAUGCUGCUGACUGUGGGACUCCUGCAAUUUUGUCUCGCCUGUUGACAUAUGCUGCUUUCAUUCGACGUGUAGUUGAACGCGAGUAUAUCCUGUUCGCUUUGUAGUUCGCAUACAACUUGUUUUUCGAUAUAGUCUUGAGCGCAAGUACACACAAUUAUGGUCGAUGAUGCUACGAGAAAAACCCUUAGUGGCAUCCCGUUAUUGAGAACUAAAGCUGGGCCACGCGACAAGGAUCUGUGGCCCUCACGACUAAAGGAAGAGUACCAAGCUCUGAUCAAGUACGUGCAAAACAACAAGGAAAAUGACAAUGACUGGUUCCGGCUCGAAUCCAACAAGGAUGGUACUCGGUGGUUCGGAAAGUGCUGGUACAUCCACGAGCUCCUCAAGUACGAGUUUGAUGUGGAGUUCGACGUCUGCACACAAGCCAUCCCUGAGAUGAGUGUGGAAAGAGGAAGCAAGUACACUGACACAUUGUUCCCUCGGUCAUACAGAGAGGUGAACAACACAAGCUGCCAGAAGAUUCCGGUGACAUACCCAACCACGGCUCCUGAAAUUGCAUUACCAUCACUGGACGGCAAAACAGCCAAGAUGUACAGGGGAGGAAAGAUCUGCAUGACGGACCACUUCAAGCCUUUGUGGGCAAGGAAUGUGCCUAAGUUUGGCAUUGCUCACGCCAUGGCACUUGGGCUGGGGCCAUGGCUGGCAGUGGAGAUCCCCGACCUCAUCCAAAAGGGUGUGCUCAAACACAAGGAUGAUGCGCAGACCAAGUCGUAGUCUUGUGGCUGUAGUCGUGGUUGGCACACUCAAUCCACCUGCGCUUCCGCACCUCGAUGAGAGGGUGGCUGUGUGCUCGGUACAGGUUUUUUUUCUCUCUUUGAGGUGUGGAUAAAAAGCAUAUGUUUACA